CACACACACACACUUAGAUAUUCCCUAGACAGACACCUGCCCUUGUGGAUAUGCCUCGCUCGCACUGGCAGAACAGCCGGCUGUGGCUGCUGCGCUGGCGGUACGAUGCACGCCUGCGCAUCGCCUGGACCCUCCUCUUUCUGGCGGUGCUCGGGAUAUCCAGCGUCAUGGUCGCAGAUUGGGUCACCCCGCCGGUGAUCAGCCGGCGCUCAGAGAGACUGCUUCAUGCCGAUGAGCCGGCCCCGGCAGGCAGGACACGAUCCGCCGGCGGGUCGCCCCUGCGCUCGUACGAGGCCUUGCCGGACCUUGCGGCGCAGCUGGCCGCCACCCCGGUGACCGAGGCUCCCCCUUCACGGGUGGAGAGCAGCCCGGCCACGGACCCGGGCGAAACUCGGCCCGUGGCUACUGUCUCGACGGCCUCGAUCCAGGCAGGGCCGGAUGCCAUGAUGGAGAUGGGCUCGGCCGCAUCGCGGGCCGCCCCGCCGGAUGCCGGCUCGGCAGCCCACAACAUGAAUAGCGUCACCGUGGCAUGGGCCCCCUGCCCGGGGCCGGGCUUCUGGGGGGAUGAUGCCUCCGGAUCGACGACCUCGCCACGGCUGCUGCGCCUGUCCCUGCUGCCGAUCGAGGGGCGCAUUGGCCAGGCACAUGUGAGCGACCCGCUGGACACCGGGCAUGUGCACCAAUUGUGCGCCCUCUCGGAGGCGCUCCUGGGCUUGCUCCGGCGCCGGCUCGGCACCCUGGCGGGCAGCACACCCGAGGCCAUGGGACGCUUGCUGCCGUCGCCGGUCACUGGCGGACGCUUUUUCCCGGUGCUGCUUGGCGGCACUCCCCGUGAUGGGGUCCUUUGGCAUGGUCUGAUACAGGCGUCCGGCGAGAGCGACGGCGACGCGGCGCCCGGUCGCGCCAUCGGCCGCGGGCUUUUUUCCCCCCGAUUGCAUUCGGCCUCGGAGCAAGGCCAGUAUUUGGAGCAGCUGGCCAUGGCGCUGGGGAAUCUGGCCAGGGCGGGCGACUCGGCGGCCGCCGGCGGCGAUUCGGGCAUCUGGUCCUCGGUGGCCCACCUGGCGGUGCAGCUCCGGCACCUCAUCAGCCCGGCGGGUGUGACUCCCAUGGUGGCUCAAAUGGCCCCGGUGGGCCGCGCGCCGACUGGCCGUCGCGCUUUGCCUUGGUGUGGCUUCACGCAGAUCACCAUCCUGCGACCGAGUAACUUGGAGCCGGCCGGCACGCCGGUCAGCGAGUCUCGGUGGCUCAGCAGUCACCAGCACCUGGACCGAGUGACAUUCGUCAGUAAUAUUCGCUCGCCGGAGGACAGUGCCGACAUCUUGCGGCUUUUGGCCAUGUGGCCGGGGCCGGUGGCAGUGGGGGUCCCCUUCACAGUCCAAGACAUCCAGCGCCGAAUGGACCUGGUUCGUCGGAAGCGCGUCAUUUACCGUAUGCAGGCGGAGGACGCCCUGGUCGAGGCCGGCGGUCUCCCCUCGGAUGACGCGCCCGAGUGGAUCCUCGAGCUGUGGGUCGAGGCGCAGGAGCGCGCCGCCGGAGGCCCCCGGGCCCCGGUGGACAAUGCUCCCCACCGCGAUGCGGUCUUGUACCAGCGCUCGGUGGCCGAGCUGUCCCGGGACUUCUACCAGGCCCUACUUGAGGCGGUCCCGGCGGCCGACAUGGGCCGGCUGUCGGUGGUCGGGGUGUUCCCUGUGGUGACGCCGGACGCCGAUUGCAAAGGAUGUCGCUUCCCCCCGCCGGCCGUGCACGUUCGGGAAGCCGUGCGCCAGGAAGCCGCCACGGGGUUGAUCCUCUCGGCCGAUGUGGACGCCUGGCUGCUGGAGGACAUGACCCCGCCAGACCCGGAGCCGACGGCCGGAGCCCCACCGGCCCCGGGGAACCCGGAGGCCGAAGCCACCAGCGACCAGGCAUGGCGCACCGCGUCCCCGGUCCCGGUGCUUGCUGGGUUCGAGGCGCGCCGGUCAUUGACCUUUGAGGAGCACCGGCGCCGGGCGCGGGCCGGCUUGCUGACCCCGGUCGGCUUCCGGCCUUGGCGCCUGGAUGCCGAGCGCCACUUCGGCCUGGACGUCACGGACAACGGGCCCGAAGAUGGGCAGGGCCUGGACAUGGCCGUCAGCCUGGAGCUCAUUCGCUGGGCAGAUGACGGUCCGACGGCCUUCCAGGUGGACGGCUGCUCCGAGCGGGCGCUCUUCCCCUGGGUGAUCGGCCCACGAGAGGUGCCACUGACGCCACGGCGAGUGGCCACCAUCGAGUUGGAGCAGCUGGUUUAUCGCGAGGAGUUUUCCCUGCUUUUCCCCUUCCCCAGCGGGCAGGACACAUUGGACUCCACGGCCGGACCCGCGGCCGGCGACCGGUCGCCCAUCAGGUCCAGCGCGGGUGGCCGGCGUUUGGCCCGGUCGGCGGACGGGUCCGCCAUCUGCCACCACAUCAGCCAACUGGACAGCUUGGAUGGCGUCCGGCCUGGGGACUUGGACUCGGUCCGGCUGACCGCCAUCGAUCAAGCCCACUAUGUGGAUCGGAUACGCCGCUGGGCCGGCUCCGAGGCCGGAGGGCGUCUCCUGUCCAAGGCUCGACCGCUGCUGGUGAGCCGCCGAGCCCUGCUCGGCCAGGCCCGGCUGGAGGAGGGCCUGGCCACCGGUGUGCAGCCAGGCCAGCGCCGUCGGACCGGUGACCCCUUCGAAUGGGCCUGUCCCGACACGGCUGCCGAUCACACGUCGAUCGAGGGGGCCCAGAGCGCCACGGGCCCCGAGGCUGGUGAGCUGUCCCACUGCCCGGCGCACUACCAAGCCAACCGUCGAUUGGCCAACGCCCGGCGGCUGGCUCGCGAGCACUGGUACCGCAUCGUGUCGGAAAACACCUGCCCAGGCCCGGAACUCCUGUAG
This is a messenger RNA of Fonticula alba, 2879 nucleotides long. RefSeq lists its product as hypothetical. Lineage: Eukaryota; Rotosphaerida; Fonticulaceae. The coding region runs from base 51 to 2879 and encodes 942 amino acids. The record is from RefSeq and is a predicted model, not a curated record. The transcript is spliced from 3 exons.